Molecule: messenger RNA, 434 nt
Organism: Elgaria multicarinata webbii
Lineage: Eukaryota; Metazoa; Chordata; Lepidosauria; Squamata; Anguidae
Product: unconventional myosin-Ie-like
Exons: 3
Coding region: 45-434 (129 amino acids)
Biological process (GO): membrane organization
Cellular component (GO): membrane
Molecular function (GO): protein binding
Source: RefSeq, a predicted model, not a curated record
GCCUAGAGAGCCAACGAGCCAGUCAGAAAAGCCUGUACACAACCAUGGCGUGCCCACCGUUGCCACAGGUCUCCAGCGGAUCGGACAGAAUUUCCCAGCGGCCAGACAGCCUGGACUUCCUCAAAGUGCCGGACCAGGGUGCAGCUGGCGCUCGCAGGCAGACUACGAGCCGACCCCCGCCUGCUGGGGGCAGGCCCAAGCCUCAGCCAAAGCCAAAGCCUCAGGUACCUCAGUGCAGAGCGCUGUACGCCUACGAUGCUCAGGACACAGACGAACUCAGCUUUAAUGCCAAUGACCUUAUUGAUAUCGUCAAAGAAGAUCCCUCAGGCUGGUGGACAGGCAGUCCACCCUUUCGGACUAGUUGUUGUAGUAUUUUCUCUAAUCGCUGCACAUAUACAGACAGCUUUUCCCCUUCCUUCUGCAUAGUGGUGUGA